This is a messenger RNA of Metarhizium acridum CQMa 102, 585 nucleotides long. RefSeq lists its product as uncharacterized. Lineage: Eukaryota; Fungi; Ascomycota; Sordariomycetes; Hypocreales; Clavicipitaceae. The record is from RefSeq and is a predicted model, not a curated record.
AUGCCCUUCCAACGCUCUCGCUGUGCCAACCUAGCUCACCGGCCUCGGCCACCACCGGCCUGCCAUGUCACCAAAUCUACUGAAGGCAGAGGAGCCGAUUGUAAGCGGGACGAAGAUGGCUACAACGUCGAUGAUGCCAACUCCUUUCCGUAUGUGAAGACAUACCCAUCUUCGUCGUCUCCAUCUUGCUGUGACGACAGCACGGAUUGGGUUAUAGUCCAGACAGACGGCGCCCCAUGUGGUGACGACCUGCACAUCUACGGACCUGCUCAGGAACUGACGGCAACAAACGUCCAACUCUUCGAAAAAUUGAACAACAGCUCUCCCAGCAUUUGCGCAGCCGGUGAUAAUGGUGGCCGUCGCCGAUGCCACCGCCGACGUCCAAAAUGCCGCCCCGGUGUUGGCAGGCCACAUGCUUCCAUCGCUACGCGGGAGUCUCAUCACGCUGAGAGUGAGCAACAUCUUGACCCGUGGGCCCCCAUCGGUGUCGACUCUUAUGAGUUCGAUGUCUUUGCGGUUGGAGCGUGGGCAAUGGAAGGGGAGACUGGGACAGAGCCAACAUACAACUACCCAAGAAGCUUCUAA